AUGCAGUUCUAUUCGGCAGUUCUUGUUGUGAUCGGUAUUGUUGGGGUGUUUGCAAUGGAAAGUGGCGUACAUCAACUGCCAAUUCAGAUGAUCGGUGAUCUUGAGCAGGAUCUACGACCGUUAGUGGUUGAUUCAAACCAGCUGUCUACGGAUGGCUAUAACGUCUACCACGGCCAGUUCCCAUACCAUGCUCGGUUGUAUAUUAACCGUGAGGGUAUAUCUGGUACUCUGCUGACUGGCGGGUCUCUCAUCACACCGAAUUACAUCCUAACGCUAGCAACGGCCAGAAAUAUAAACACUCAUGGAUAUGCAAUUUUGGGUAUCGGCGAUGGGAGCAGCACAGAAACGCAGCAGAAAAUUAAUUUCACCCAAGGUGGUUUGCAGCUACAUCCCAUCCACGACAUCGCUACAGUUCGUCUAGAUCAUCCAGUUACCUUCUCCAAGUUUGUGCAGCCUAUUCGUUUGCCCAGCCUAUCCGACUCCCGCACGUAUGAGAUGAUGGAAGGCACCAACGUUGGAAGUACUUCCGGACCACUGUUAUAUUUGCGUAAUCAGAUAUUGUCGAACGAUGAUUGUCAGAAGGAACAUCCUUAUCGAUUCAUAUAUUCUUAUCAUAUCUGCACGAAUGCAUACGUAGGAGGAGCGUUCAGUACUAGAACAUACGGUUCUGGGUUGAUCGUCAAGGAUGAGAAUGGGUUAAUUCUGGUUGGAGUUACGUCUUCAAUUUAUGGAUGUGACAUGAACUAUCCUACGGUUUAUGAACGUGUAUCUGAGCAUCGUGACUGGAUCAGUAUGUACUCGGACUAUGUGUUUGAUUUUUAA
This is a messenger RNA of Anopheles marshallii, 822 nucleotides long. Its product is annotated as collagenase-like. The record is from RefSeq and is a predicted model, not a curated record. Lineage: Eukaryota; Metazoa; Arthropoda; Insecta; Diptera; Culicidae. The transcript has a single exon. The coding region runs from base 1 to 822 and encodes 273 amino acids. Gene Ontology annotation, biological process: proteolysis. Gene Ontology annotation, molecular function: serine-type endopeptidase activity.